Molecule: messenger RNA, 3438 nt
Organism: Myotis daubentonii (Daubenton's bat)
Lineage: Eukaryota; Metazoa; Chordata; Mammalia; Chiroptera; Vespertilionidae
Gene: ANPEP
Product: alanyl aminopeptidase, membrane
Biological process (GO): proteolysis; peptide catabolic process
Cellular component (GO): cytoplasm; plasma membrane
Molecular function (GO): zinc ion binding; peptide binding; metalloaminopeptidase activity
Source: RefSeq, a predicted model, not a curated record
AGCCUGGCCCCAGGGUGCCCUGUUCUGCCUGAGCCUCCCGAACUCCCACCCUCACCAUGGCCAAGGGCUUCUACAUUUCCAAGGCCCUGGGCAUUCUGGGCAUCGUCCUGGGUGUGGCGGCCGCCUGCACCAUCAUCGCCCUGUCCGUGGUGUACGCCCAGGAGAAGGACAAGAAUGCCGAGCUAUCGGCCCAGGUCACCACCACCUUGCCCACCACGGACCAGAACAAGCCCACCGUGACCACGCCCACCACCACCUUGGACCAGAGCAAGCCGUGGAACCGGUAUCGCCUCCCCAGGUCGCUGGUACCCGACUCCUACCAGGUGACGCUGAGGCCCUACCUCACCCCCAAUCAGCACGGCCUGUACAUCUUCGAGGGCUCAAGCACCGUCCACUUCACGUGCCAGGAGCCCACCAACGUCAUCAUCAUCCACAGCAAGAAGCUCAACUACACCGACAUCCAGGGGCACAGGGUGGCCCUGCAGGCCCUGGGGGGCGCCAAGGCCCCCGAAAUCGACAGGACCGAGCUGGUCGAGGUCACCGAGUACCUGGUGGUGCACCUGAAGAGCCAGCUGGAGGCGGGCGUCAUGUACGAGAUGAGCAGCAAGUUCCAGGGCGAGCUGGCUGAUGACCUGGCGGGCUUCUACCGCAGCGAGUACAUGGACGGCAACGAAAAAAAGGUGCUGGCCACGACCCAGAUGCAGUCUGCUGAUGCCCGGAAGUCCUUCCCCUGCUUUGAUGAGCCCGCCAUGAAGGCCAGGUUCAACAUCACCCUCAUCCACCCCCACAACCUCACGGCCCUGUCCAACAUGCUGCCCACAGGUCCCAGCACCCCACUUCAGAGCGACCCCACGUGGCACGUCACCAAGUUCCACACCACCCCGGUCAUGUCUACGUACCUGCUGGCCUACAUCGUCAGCGAGUUCACGUAUGUGAACAUGACGGAGGCCAUGUCGACCAAUCAAAACGUCCUGAUCCGGAUCUGGGCUCGCCCCAGCGCAACCGCGGCGGGCCACGGCCAGUAUGCCCUGAACGUGACAGGCCGCAUCCUCAACUUCUUUGCCCAACAUUACAACACACCCUACCCUCUUGAUAAAUCCGACCAGAUCGGCUUGCCCGACUUCAACGCCGGCGCCAUGGAGAACUGGGGGCUGGUGACCUACCGGGAGAACUCUCUGCUCUUCGACCCCGACUCCUCCUCCAGCAGCAACAAGGAGCGUGUGGUCACCGUGAUUGCGCACGAGCUGGCCCACCAGUGGUUUGGGAACCUGGUGACGGUGGCCUGGUGGAACGACCUAUGGCUGAACGAGGGCUUCGCCUCCUACGUGGAGUACCUGGGUGCCGACCACGCCGAGCCCCACUGGAACCUGAAAGACAUCAUCGUGCAGAACGAACUGUACCGUGUCAUGGCGGUGGACGCCCUGGCCUCCUCCCACCCGCUGUGCACCCCAGCCGAGGAGGUCAACACGCCGGCCCAGAUCAGUGAGAUGUUUGACUCCAUCUCCUACAGCAAGGGAGCCUCUGUGAUCAGGAUGCUCUCCAGCUUCCUGACUGAGGACCUGUUCAAGAAGGGCCUGGCGUCCUAUCUCCAGACCUUUUCCUACAAGAGCACCACUUACCUGGACCUGUGGGAGCACCUGCAGAAGGCUGUGAACCAGCAGUCGGCCAUCAAGCUGCCUCAGACUGUGAAAACCAUCAUGGACCCCUGGAUCCUGCAGAUGGGUUUCCCUGUCAUCACCCUGGACACCAAGACAGGGAGCAUCUCUCAGAAGCACUUCCUCCUUGACCCUGACUCCGUGGUCACCCGCCCCUCAAACUUCAGCUACCAGUGGAUUGUUCACAUCUCGUCUCUGAAAAAUGGCGCUAAGCAGGCAGACACCUGGCUGGAGGGAGCCACAAAAACUGAGACAAUGUUCAAAACCACAAAUGAGUGGGUCCUGCUGAAUGUCGAUGUGACGGGCUAUUACCAGGUGAACUACGACCUAGACAACUGGAAGAGGAUUCAGAAUCAGCUGCAAAGCAACCUGUCGGUCAUCCCGGUCCUCAAUCGGGCGCAAGUCAUCCAUGACGCCUUUGACCUGGCCAGUGCCCGCCAGGUCAAUGUCACCCUGGCGCUGGACAACACCCUCUUCCUGAUCCACGAGAAAGAAUACCUGCCCUGGCAGGCCGCCGUGAGCAGCCUGAGCUACUUCAAGCUCAUGUUCGAGGGCUCCGAGGUCUACGGCUCCAUGCAGAAAUACCUGAAGAAGCAGGUCACGCCCCUCUUCCGUCAUUUUGAAACUGUCACCAGUAACUGGACGAAGCGCCCCGAAAACCUGAUGGACCAGUACAACGAGGUUAAUGCCAUCAGCACCGCCUGCUCCAGUGGAGUCCCGGAAUGCAAGACACUGGCGUCGGACCUUUUCUCCAAGUGGAUGGCUGACCCCAAUAACAAUCCGAUCCACCCCAACCUGCGGUCCACCAUCUACUGCAACGCCAUCGCCCAGGGCGGCGAGGCCGAGUGGGACUUCGCCUGGGAGCAGUUCCGGAAAGCCACCCUGGUAAACGAAGCGGAUAAGCUCCGCGCAGCCCUGGCCUGCAGCAAGGAGGUCUGGAUCCUGAACCGGUACCUGGAGUACACCCUGGACCCCAACCUCAUCCGGAAGCAGGACGCCACCUCCACCCUCAGCAGCAUCGCCGGCAACAUCAUCGGGAAAACCCUGGCCUGGGACUUUGUCCAGAUCAACUGGAAAAAGCUCUUCAACGAUUACGGUGGCGGCUCCUUCUCCUUCUCCAACCUCAUCCAGGCCGUGACGCGACGGUUCUCCACUGAGCACGAGCUGCAGCAGUUGGAGCAGUUCAAGAAGAACAACAUGGACACAGGGUUCGGCUCAGCGACGCGGGCCCUGGAGCAGGCCCUGGAGAAGACCAAAGCCAACAUCAAGUGGGUGAAGGAGAACAAGGAGGUGGUGCACAAGUGGUUCCAAGACAAGAGCAAAUAGUCCCCGGUCUGCGCAGUCGCCUGGCCCCCUGUGCGGUGCCCACAGGCAUCUGUCCCAGUGGCCCACCCACCGCGGGACCCCCAUUCCCGGACCCUGAGGCCCCACGUCCUCCCUCAGGGACUACAUCCUAGCCCACAUUCUCUCCGCUCUGUCCGUGGAGCCAGUCCAGCUCCUGGUGGCCCGACUGUUCAAGCACCUCCCAGCCCCCGCCCCUCGUGCCAACCGCACCCCAGGCCCGGCAUGGCUCCUGUCGCCCAGGGCCCUGGGGCUGAUCUCAGGGAGGCCCAGCUCCAGGGCCAGAGCAGCAAAGCCCUACGUGGACUUGGGUUGGCCUUGGGGAGCUGCCUGCGCCCUCUCUCACCUUCCCAUGAAGACCCUGACCCUGGAGACUCCACCGGACACCAGAUCUGUAUAUUUUUUUUCUAAGAGAAAAUAUAGAUAAAGGAUUUCUAGAUGA